This is a messenger RNA of Necator americanus (New World hookworm), 435 nucleotides long. RefSeq lists its product as uncharacterized. The coding region runs from base 1 to 435 and encodes 144 amino acids. The transcript has a single exon. Lineage: Eukaryota; Metazoa; Nematoda; Chromadorea; Rhabditida; Ancylostomatidae. The record is from RefSeq and is a predicted model, not a curated record.
AUGUCCAUGAGGUCGCAUAGAGUACCAGAAGAAUAUGUGAGGUGGACGAAGCUGCUUUAUGCGAAGCCUACCAGCGUUGUACGAUGUGCUGUUGGAACAAGCAGGCCAUUCCCUGUACGAGUAGGGGUUCAUCAGGGUUCAUCCCUCUCACCUCUGCUGUUCAUACUGUGCAUGGACACGAUAACGAAGGAAAUCCAGAAGCAGCAUCCGUGGACUCUACUCUUUGCCGACGAUGUCAUGCUCGCGUCGGAGUCUCGAGAUGAUCUUCAGAAACAGUGCGUCUUGGAAGGAUCAGCUGCGCAAUAUGGAUUGCGCCUCAACACAUCAAAAACUGAGUACAUGGAGUGCGGACCAAGGAUAGAGGAUGGUUCAAUUCGUGUUGAUGGCACCGAAUUAAACAAGGUGAACUGCUUCGGUACCUUGGCUCCAAAGUGA